UCCGAUGGCUUCUGUGAACUCACGGGCUUCGCGAGGGCACAGAUCAUGCAAAAGGGCUGCGCCUGUAGUUUCCUCUUCGGCGUCGAUACUAUACCUGAGCUGAAGAAACAAAUCGAAGACUCGUUGAGCAGUAAAUCUGAACUCAAAAUUGAAGUUAUUUUUUACAAAAAAAAUGGGAGUCCCUUCUGGUGUCUUCUGGAUAUCGUUCCGAUCACGAAUGAGAAGCACGAAGUCGUCCUCUUUCUCGCCUCCCAUAAAGACAUCACACGAACCAAAAUGGCUGAAAUGGAGAAUCAGGUGAAAUACGAUUACGACACCGACGAGCCGAUGGAGCCGACGAGUCCUUCCGAAGAGGACGGAUGCCUUCCGCCCAACAAUUAUCAGCGCCGCCGAAGUCGAGCGGUUCUCUACCAACUGUCCGGACACUACAGACGCAGUGUUACCGUUAAGUCAAAGCUUAAACUCAAUAAUGUAAGUAAUUUAAGCGCCUUAUCGUAUGAUUGUUUGGAUUAG
Molecule: messenger RNA, 513 nt
Organism: Medioppia subpectinata
Lineage: Eukaryota; Metazoa; Arthropoda; Arachnida; Sarcoptiformes; Oppiidae
Source: the annotation of a GenBank genome assembly